AUGAGCUCAGACAUAUGGCUUGGGAGUAGAAGUGGAUUUGUAAGGAAGGAUCAGUGUUCAGUGCGUAAUGAAGAAUACGCUGAGGAUAUGGAGAUGUUGGAGAAAGAGAUUGAGAUGGAGGCUGAACAUGUAUUUCGGAAUGCUGCUUUGAAUUUAAUUACAAAACACUGCAAAGAGUAUAACAUUUCAGAAACUUACAGGGUGCCGAAGCCGUUAUCAGAUAUUGAGGACCUGAAAAAUUACACUUGGAGAAUUUCUACAGCAAGUUCGGAAAUACAAUCAUUACAAGAUUCAAAGACAGGAGAUAUCACUGGCUUUGUUGAAGUGUAUAUAAGUGGUGAUAUAGACGCAGGAGACUCAAGGACGUCUAUGUCACUUAAUAGAACUCCUGAUCUAAAUAGUACCUCAAAUUUCAUGGGUUCUGCAAGCAACGUUCCGUUCUUUCCAGGUGGUUUUGAAGAAGACAUUGAGAAUGUUUUUCGUUUAAUUGACAUCAGUGAGACGGCAGACAGAGAUCCAGAAGAAGAAAAAUAUUUAGAUUUUACUGAGUAUUCAACGUCUGGCUUACUUUUCACUGCUCCUGGAUUGACUGGUGACGGGUUAACACUGUCUGAUAUUAAUGUAUGCAAACGAGAAAACUUUUUUGUUGAUAAUUUGACAGACUUAUUUCAAACAUUCAAUGUAACAGAUCUCGAUGAUACCUCAAGAAAAGUUAAUGAUGACUCUUCUAUCAGUAAUGUUUGUAAUGAGUCCGAAGUUGAUGCAGAAAUAAACGAAGAUAUUGAGAAGUUAGUCGUAGCAUUGGACAAGGAUAAACCAUGUUUGAGUAGAGAGGAUGGUAAUGAAGGGCAUGAUAAAGAAUAUGCAUUUGCUCACGUUUUGGAUACAUCUAAGAGUGUGCCUGAAUAUGAAAAACUAAGGAUUAGAAUGGCUAGAAAGUAUCCAUUCGAAUUGGAUCCAUUCCAGCAGCAGGCAGUUAUUUGUCUGGAUCGCGGGGACUCGGUCUUUGUUGCUGCUCAUACUUCGGCUGGUAAAACAGUCGUUGCUGAAUAUGCUGUUGCUUUAUGUGAUGUACAUAAAACAAGAGCAAUAUAUACUUCACCAAUAAAAGCGCUUUCAAAUCAAAAAUUUCGCGAAUUCAAGUAUAUUUUCGAAGAUGUUGGUCUUGUAACAGGUGAUAUACAGCUGCGUCCUGAAGCAUUUUGUCUCAUAAUGACUACUGAAGUUUUAAGGUGUAUGCUUUAUAAUGGAUCGGAAGUCAUUCGGGAACUAGAGUGGGUUAUUUUUGAUGAAGUCCAUUAUGUCAAUGAUACAGAGCGUGGUCAUGUUUGGGAAGAAGUACUAAUUAUGCUACCAGCACAUGUUAAAAUUGUCAUGUUAAGUGCUACUGUGCCUAACUGUGUUGAAUUUGCUGAUUGGGUCGGACGAAUUAAAAACAAGCACAUAUAUGUGAUUACAACUGCACGGCGUCCAGUACCUCUGGAGCAUUUUUUGUAUACGGGACAAGAUGGUAAAACUAAAAAGGAUAUGUUCAAGAUUAUUAACAGCAAAGGACAAUUUUUGCAUAGAGGAUUUACUAUGGCAAGUGCAGCAAAAGAAAGUAUAAGAAAAACAGUUGCAAAGAGUGGACUUCAUGGUUAUCGAUCGAAUCAAAAACUAGAGUUUCAGUUCAAAAAUAUCUAUAUAACAGUCAUCGAUCAUCUACGCAUGCAAGGCAUGUUGCCGGUUAUUGUGUUUAUCUUCUCAAGACGCAGGUGUGAUGAAAAUGCUUAUUUGCUACGAUCAGUUGAUUUGACUUCUCAAAAAGAAAAAUCUGAUAUACAUCAUUUUUUUUCGAAAUGCAUAGAACGUCUACAAGGCUCUGACAAAAAUCUCCCACAGGUAUUACAAAUGAUCGAGUUGUGCAAGCGUGGUUUUGCGAUACAUCAUAGUGGUAUUUUGCCAAUUUUGAAGGAAGUAGUUGAGUUGCUUUUUCAGAAAGGUUUAGUCAAGGUGCUCUUUGCAACAGAGACAUUUGCAAUGGGUGUCAACAUGCCGGCGAGGACAGUAAUUUUUGACUCGCUGACAAAGCACGAUAACCGAAAUUUGCGUAUGUUAAAUCCUGGAGAAUAUAUCCAGAUGGCUGGUAGAGCAGGUCGGAGAGGUUUGGAUGACACAGGAACUGUAAUUGUUCUUUGCAAAGGUUCUUACGUGCCCAAUUAUCUUGAUUUGGUUAAUUGUAUGCAAGGCAGGCCUAUCAAGUUGAAGUCUCAUUUUAAAGUAACUUAUUCAAUGCUUCUCAAUCUAUUACGGGUGGAACAAUUAAGUAUCGAGGACAUGUUACAAAGAAGUUAUGUUGAAAGUGCAUCGUUAAGACAGGGAUUGGCUAGGAAAUCGUAUUUAAAGAAGACGGAGGAAUUUUUAGCAUCUAAAAUAGAUCCUGAUUGCAAAACUUGUUUCCCUGUCGCAGACAUUUCUAUUUUGGAUUAUUAUGAUAAGUUACGUUUAUUUUUACGGUAUCGAGCUGAUUCUUGGUCAGAACUGCUUCGAUCAUCUACUGAUAAAGUCAUGUUACCCGGACGUUUGGUAAUCGUUUGUUUACCAAACAGUAAACAAAUGUGCACGCUAGCGGUUAUUCUUAAGAUGAUAAUGGAUGAAAGCGUGGUGAAAAUGGAUUUACUACUUGCAGUUGAUGAGGAUUGGCAAGAAUAUGAAGCAGAAUCUAUUAAUCAGAGGCAGCAAGAGAAUUUUGAAUCGUGUUUAAUGCAGUGUGCUGCAUUCUGUGGUCUUGAUGGUCUUCAAAAGCAAAACAUUUUGGAUGAGACAAAACGAGUAUACAGAGUUUUAGUUGGUGUUCCGGUUUAUAAUUUAAUAGCUAUUUGUGAUAAAACUUUGAAAAUCUGUCCGGAGUAUGUAAUGGAAGAUUUAAAAGCAAGGGAACAUCCGAGAAACAGAAAGAAUCCACCAGAUCAGUCUCUAAUGAAAGUGGUGAGAGAAAUUGAUUAUAUAGCAAACAAUUGGAAUAACAAGAGAAAGAGAAAUUUAAAAAUCCCAGGACAAGAUAUUCGAGUUAACAAUGUUGAAAUUCUGCAAAAGAUGCUACACUUGAAUGACCUUCGCAGUGCUCUUACAAACGAUCAGCUUUAUUUUUGUCAGCAGUGUCCAUUAUUUCAGGAGCAUUUUACAUAUGUUUGUGAAAAAAGGAACAUGCAAGACAAGUGUGAUGAACUUCGUAUAAGUCUUUCAUCUGGCGGAUUGAUCUUGUCGCAGGAUUAUAAUGAUCGCAUCAAUGUCUUACGCAGGCUGCACUACAUUGACGAUUCCAAUUUAGUGUCUUUAAAAGGUCGAGUGGCAUGUGAGAUCCAUCAUCAAGAAUUGAUCAUAACUGAACUAAUACUGGACAACAAAUUCCAAUAUCGUUCACCUGCUGAAAUAGCUGCGAUGCUCUCAGCAACAACAUCUCAGCACAAAGUGAAGGAAUCUUAUUACAAAAAGGAGAACGAAAAUGGAGAGACGACGAUUCAACCACCAUCAGUGUUGGAGGAUCUAAAAAAUGAUGUGAUCGAAAUAUGUGAUCGAAUAGCAAGAGUGCAACAAGAAUGUGGUAUCAAAGAUAUUAACCCAGUUGAGGAACUGAGCUUUGAUUUGAUGUAUGUUGUAUAUGAAUGGGCCAAUUUAAUGCCGUUCGCUGACAUUAUGAAGCUGACAGAUGCUCAGGAAGGCUUGAUAGUGCGCUGCAUUCAACGAUUAGAUGAAUUGUGUCGUGAUGUGCGAAGUGCUGCACGGCUAAUUGGUGAUCCUAAAUUAUAUGAAAAAAUGCAAGAUACAUCAACAGCUAUAAAGAGAGAUAUCGUUUUUGCUGCAAGUCUUUAUACUAUUGUAGAUUAA
Molecule: messenger RNA, 3867 nt
Organism: Thelazia callipaeda (thelaziosis nematode)
Lineage: Eukaryota; Metazoa; Nematoda; Chromadorea; Rhabditida; Thelaziidae
Source: the annotation of a GenBank genome assembly